AAGGGGCCGUGCAGCCUCGGAUCACUCGGUUCACUCGUGUCCGUGUGUCUCCAGAACCGUCCACCAUGCUCCGCUCCGCCGUGUGUGGGCUCGUUCCCCGGGUCGUGCGUCGCUCCGCGGGGCCGUCCGUGCGCCACCUGUCCGCCGCCGCCAUCCCGGUGCCGUCCGCGCAGCCGGAGGUCCACUUCAACCAGCUGUUCAUCAACAACGAGUGGGUGGACGCGCAGAGCAGGAAGACCUUCCCCACCAUCAACCCGGCCACCGGGGAGGUCAUCUGUCAGGUCGCUGAGGCCGACCAGGCAGAUGUGAACAGGGCAGUGAAGGCAGCACGCGAUGCCUUCAGGCUGGGGUCGCCGUGGCGACGCAUGGACGCCUCCCAGCGCGGUCUGCUGCUGAGCCGUCUGGCCGACGCCAUCGAGAGAGACGCCGCCUACCUGGCUGAGCUGGAGACUCUGGACAACGGGAAACCGUAUGCCAUUUCCUACAUGGUGGACAUCCCCACCGUGGUGAAAUGCCUGAGGUACUACGCAGGGUGGGCUGACAAGUGGGAGGGGAAGACCAUCCCCAUCGACGGAGACUAUUUCUGCUACACCAGACAUGAACCCGUCGGCGUCUGUGGACAAAUAAUACCGUGGAACUUCCCCCUGCUGAUGCAGGCCUGGAAGUUGGGCCCCGCCCUGGCCACGGGCAACACCGUGGUCAUGAAGGUUGCCGAGCAGACGCCGCUCACAGCGCUCUACGUAGCCAAUCUCAUCAAAGAGGUGGGUUUUCCUGAAGGUGUAGUGAACAUCCUCCCUGGGAUGGGGCCGACGGCCGGCGCUGCCAUCGCGGGACACAUGGACGUGGACAAGGUGGCCUUCACCGGGUCCACAGAGGUGGGCCAGCUGAUCCAGCAGGCUGCAGGAACCAGCAACCUGAAGAAGGUGACCCUGGAGCUGGGGGGGAAGAGCCCCAACAUCAUCCUGUCUGACUCCAACAUGGAGGAGGCCGUGGAGCAGUCCCACUUUGCUCUGUUCUUCAACCAAGGCCAGUGCUGCUGCGCCGGCUCUCGCACGUACGUCCAGGCCGACAUCUACGACGAGUUCCUGGAGCGCAGCGCGGAGCGCGCCCGGAAGAGGGUGGUGGGGAACCCCUUCGACCUGAAGACGGAGCAGGGGCCUCAGGUGGACCAGGAGCAGUUCAACAAGAUCCUGGGCUACAUCAGCACCGGGAAGAAGGAAGGAGCCAAACUGAUGUGUGGGGGAGGAGUGGCUGCAGACCGAGGAUACUACAUCCAGCCCACCGUGUUCGGAGACGUGCAGGACAACAUGACCAUCGCCCGGGAGGAGAUCUUUGGUCCAGUCAUGCAGAUCCUGAAGUUUAACACGUUGGAGGAGGUGAUAACGAGAGCCAACGACAGUAAAUACGGCCUAGCCGCCGGCAUCUUCACCAAGGACAUCGAUAAGGCCCACUACGUGGCCAACGGGCUGCGUGCCGGGACCGUCUGGAUCAACUGCUACGACGUGUUUGGAGCUCAGGCUCCGUUCGGAGGCUACAAGUCUUCAGGGAUCGGCAGAGAGCUGGGAGAGUACGGCCUGGAGAACUACACGGAAGUGAAAACGGUGACCAUCAAGGUACCGCAGAAGAACUCCUAGCUGAGAGACGGCACUUCUGCUGGAGGAGGCGCCAGGGGACGGGACCCCCGGGGACCGGGUCUGCAGACGCAGGACUGCACCCCCAGCCCGGAUCAAGGACUCUUCAUAACAGCUGAAUUAAACAAUACAGAGUACUCUGGAUCGCUGCUGAAACGUUGUACGAUUAGACGCUUGUUCUCCAUUAAACGACUGUAACUGCAGAUACAGCCGGUCUGACUGUUUCCUUGAUGUUUGAUAAAGCUGCUUUAGAUACUC
This is a messenger RNA of Cololabis saira (Pacific saury), 1889 nucleotides long. Its product is annotated as aldehyde dehydrogenase, mitochondrial-like. The coding region runs from base 66 to 1634 and encodes 522 amino acids. Gene Ontology annotation, molecular function: aldehyde dehydrogenase (NAD+) activity. The transcript has 13 exons. The record is from RefSeq and is a predicted model, not a curated record. Lineage: Eukaryota; Metazoa; Chordata; Actinopteri; Beloniformes; Belonidae.